AUGCAAAUGCACGUUCAAUACUGGAAGUCAGAUGCAGUCCAUCCGAGCUCUUCAACUCUGCUAGUUCACCUGCUGGCCUCAGGCGUCAUUUCAUGCAAUCAAUUAACUUAUUGGGGUCUGACAUCGCUGAGGUUGCGAGAUCCUCUGCAAAUUGUCAACACUUUCGUGCUUUGGCGCUGUUGCAUAGUCUCCGCUGCCUCUUUUGCGCCGCUUAAUCGUCGACAGAGCGAUAAACUUGGUAUGUAUACAACUGUAUGCAUCGCCUUUGAGCUAAUUGGCCAUAUGUUCUGUCUAACCAUUGUGGCUUUACUGGUCCAGUUUUUCUAUAUUUGCGGA
Molecule: messenger RNA, 336 nt
Organism: Dicrocoelium dendriticum
Lineage: Eukaryota; Metazoa; Platyhelminthes; Trematoda; Plagiorchiida; Dicrocoeliidae
Source: the annotation of a GenBank genome assembly